CAGUCCAUCCUGCAUGAACAGACAGGUAGUAAGGUUGGUCUCUGGCUGUGUGAACGCUCAAGUGAACUUUAGGUUACGCUUUGCGAAGUGCUCACAGCUGGCCUGUGGCAUGUGGAGUAUGGGCAGGUGAAAGAACUCAGCGGCUGGAUCUACAGGUGCUCACUUGUACCUCAUCUUGGAUCUACCGUCGACAGCUUCUGCAUUACAGUGAGAGAUCAUCUCCACUUCAUCUGGGUGCUUGUGUGUGUAUAUAGACACUUCUAGUUUUAACGGACACGACAAAGAGGAACCUGUGGUGAAGUCCAAGUUUGACUAGCUGUGGUUUUCCUUGGGUGGAGGAGCUGUUCUGCGGUCGUCUCUCUGGUCACAGACGGCCUGAUUCCUCAGAGGUGAUGGUGGGUGGCAGGGCCGUCACUGUGCGCCCGCACAGGCGCCUAGAGUGAAAGUGUCACAGUGCAAACAUGGAAUUCCUCAAGAGCCUCGUUCCCACGGUCAUCUCCGGGGAUGGCGGGCUGCCGGCGACGGACGUGGGGGGAGUGUGGCCGCGGGAGACCGGCCCUCGCUUGCUGAGGAUGAAGAGGCUGGUUUCACAGGCCAAUGAAGAGGAGCAUGAUGGAUCCAGUCUGACUAGCCGGCCGGCUGUCCGUCUUCAACGACAUCGUGCCAAAGCCUCUGUCCCUGUAAGCAACAGCAGUGUGAGUAGGCGAGGAACAUCCCCCUCAGCCCUGGCCAGCUGGGAGAAGCGUAGCAUCCACCCCGCCACCAUGUCCAGCAUCACCAUCGACCCCGAGCUCAAGCCUGGGGAGUUUGUCAUCAAGAGCCUUUUCGCAGAGUUUGCUGUACUCGCCGAGAAGAAGAUCGAGGUGGUCAUGGCUGAACCACUGGAGAAGCCCCUUUCCCGCUCACUGCAAAGAGGAGAAGAUGCACAAUUUGAUCAGUUAAUAAGCUCUAUGAGCUCCAUAGCAGAACACUGUUUGCCUUCGCUGUUGCGGACGUUGUUUGACUGGUACAGAAGACAGAGCGGGACAGAAGACGAGUCGUACGAGUACAGACCUCGCUCCAGCACCAAGUCCAAAGGAGAUGAACAGCACCGGGAUAAAGACUACCUACUGGAGCGAAGGGACUUAGCCAUAGACUUCAUUUUUUGUCUAGUUUCAGUGGAAGUUUUGAAACAGAUUCCCCUUCAUCCCGUGCCAGAUGCCUUAGUACAAGAAGUCCUUAACCUGGCAUUCAAGCACUUUAAACACAAAGAGGGGUACUCAGGCCCCAACACUGGUAAUGUGCACAUCAUCGCUGACCUCUUCGCUGAGGUCAUCGGAGUCCUCGCCCAAUCCAAGUUUCAGGCAGUGCGUAAAAAGUUCAUCACAGAGCUGAAGGAACUGAGGCUGAAGGAGCAAAGUCCUCAUGUGGUGCAGAGCAUCAUCAGCCUCAUCAUGGGCAUGAAGUUCUUCAGAGUCAAGAUGUACCCCGUUGAGGACUUUGAGGCUUCUUUCCAGUUCAUGCAGGAAUGUGCUCAGUAUUUCUUGGAGGUGAAGGACAAAGAUAUCAAGCAUGCUCUGGCUGGCCUGUUUGUUGAGAUCCUCAUCCCUGUAGCUGCUGCGGUGAAGAAUGAAGUGAAUGUGCCCUGCCUGAAGAACUUUGUGGAGAUGCUCUACCAGACAACCUUUGAACUCAGCUCAAGAAAGAAGCACUCACUGGCAUUGUAUCCCUUGGUCACAUGUCUGCUGUGUGUUAGUCAAAAGCAGUUCUUCCUCAAUAACUGGCACAUCUUCCUUCAGAACUGCCUUUCCCACCUAAAGAACAAAGAUCCCAAAAUGUCUCGUGUAGCUCUGGAGUCUCUCUACCGGCUGCUCUGGGUUUACAUCAUCAGGAUCAAGUGUGAGAGCAACACAACCACACAGAGUCGUCUCCUCAGUAUUGUAACAGCACUUUUCCCAAAGGGCUCUCGCAGCGUGGUCCCCAGGGACACACCCCUCAACAUCUUUGUUAAGAUUAUUCAGUUUAUCGCUCAGGAACGGCUGGACUUUGCCAUGAAAGAGAUAAUCUAUGACCUGCUGUGUGUGGGCAAGUCCCACAAGACUUUCACCAUUAAUCCAGAGAGGAUGAAUAUUGGUCUUCGGGCCUUCCUUGUGAUAGCCGACAGCUUACAACAGAAGGACGGCGAGCCGCCCAUGCCCACUACAGGCGUUAUCUUACCUUCAGGCAACACACUGCGGGUCAAAAAGAUCUUCCUCAACACCACUCUCACAGACGAGGAAGCCAAGGUCAUCGGUAUGUCUCUGUAUUACCCUCAGGUUAGGAAGGCCCUGGACAACAUCCUCAGGCACCUGGAUAAAGAGGUGGGACGAUCCAUGAGCAUGACCAAUGUUCAGAUGUCCAACAAAGAGCCAGAGGACAUGAUCACUGGGGAGCGUAAACCGAAGAUUGAUCUGUUCCGGACAUGUGUAGCUGCCAUUCCUAGACUAAUCCCAGACGGCAUGAGCAGACAGGAUCUCAUCGAGCUACUGGCCAAACUGACCAUCCAUAUGGAUGAGGAGCUGCGUGGUCUGGCGUUCACCACUCUGCAGGCUCUGAUGGUGGACUUCCCAGACUGGAGAGAGGACGUGUUGUCUGGUUUUGUGUAUUUCAUUGUGAGGGAGGUGACUGACGUUCACCCCACACUACUGGACAAUGCUGUCAAGAUGCUGCUGCAGCUCAUCAUACAGUGGAGACAGGCAGUACAGAGCAGCAACCGCAGCCAUGAUUCACAGAGCCCAUCUCUCCCUCUGGAGCGAUCUCCUCUCUGGACCGUUCUGCAUGUGGUGGAGGGUCUAGCUUUGGUCGUGCUGUGCAGCUGUCGACCAGCAACACGCAGACUUGCUGUCAAUGUCCUCAAAGAAGUCCGAUCACUGCACACGGCCCUUGGCAUUGCUAAGGGAGAUGAGGAGUUGGCUAUAGACGUGAUGGACAGAUUGAGUGCUUCAGUCCUCGAGAGCUUUAUUCACCUUACUGGGGCCGAUCAGACAAAUCUGCUGUACUGUCCCAGUGGAAUAGACCUUCAGACUCUGGCAGAGUGGAGCUCGUCUCCUAUCAGCCACCAGUUUGAUGUGGUAAGCCCCUCCUACAUAUGGGUGUUUGCCCAUGUGACACAAGGUCAGGACCCCUGGGUCAUCAGCCUGUCUAGUUACCUGCGGCAAGAACACCUGCCCAAGCACUGCCCCACUGCGCUGAGCUACGCUUGGGUCUUCGCCUCCACACGCCUUCAGCUGCUCUCGCCACAAGUCGACAUCAACAGCCCGAUCAAUGCUAAGAAGGUGAACAGCAUGAGCAAUAGUAGUGACUCAUAUGUGGGCCUUUGGAGGAACUACCUAAUCCUCUGCUGCAGUUCUGCCACCUCUUCCACAUCUUCAUCCUCCUCUUCCUCAUCAGCCCCUGGCUCUGUACGCUGCUCCCCACCUGAAACGCUGGCAUCCACCCCAGACAGCGGAUAUAGUUACGACUCAAAGAUCAUUAGCAUUCCGUCCCCUUCCUCCUUGUUCAAGCAUGUGGUUCCCAUGAUGCGCUCUGAGAGCAUGGACAUCACUGAGUCUCUCGUCCUGGGGCUUGGCAGGACCAACCCUGUUGCCUUCAGAGAGCUGUUGGAGGAGUUAAACACCAUCAUUAAAGAAGCGCUUGAGAGAAGGCCAGAGAACAUGAAGCGACGCCGGCGUCGUGACAUUCUCAGAGUCCAGCUGGUCCGGAUUUUUGAGCUACUGGCCGAUUCAGGAGUCAUCAGUCAGACUGCAAGUGGUGGUCUGGACGGGGAUUCUCACUCUCUGAACAGCACUCUGCUGGAAUACGUGGAUCUCACCCGACAGCUUCUGGAGGCUGAGAACGACAAAGAUUCAGACACACUGAGAGACAUCCGCUCUCACUUCAGUGCCCUAGUGGCCAACAUCAUACAGAAUGUACCAGUGCAUCAGAGGAGGAGUAUAUUCCCUCAGCAGUCACUGAGGCAUAGUUUGUUCAUGCUCUUCAGUCAUUGGGCUGGACCCUUCAGCAUCAUGUUCACACCUCUGGACCGAUACAGCGACCGCAACAUGCAGAUCAACAGACACCAGUACUGUGCACUGAAGGCCAUGUCUGCGGUGCUGUGUUGUGGUCCGGUGGCUGAUAACGUUGGCCUGUCCUCUGAUGGGUAUCUGUAUAAGUGGUUGGACAACAUUCUAGACUCUCAAGACCGCAAGGUGCAUCAGUUGGGUUGUGAGGCCGUGAUGUUGUUAUUAGAGCUCAACCCAGACCAGAGCAAUCUGAUGUUCUGGGCGGUGGAUCGCUGCUACACUGGCUCACGCAGAGUCGCUUCAGGCUGCUUCAGAGCCAUCGCCAAUGUCUUUCAUAACAGGGAUUACCAGUUUGACACUGUGGUUUUGCUGAAUCUCAUCCUGUUUAAAGCUGCUGACUCUUCCAGAGACAUCUAUGAGGUCGCCAUGCAGCUACUGCAGAUCCUGGAGCCCAAACUGUUCCGUUACGCCCAUAAACUGGAGAUCCAGCGUACCGAUGGGGUCUUGUCUCCAGCCUCCCCUCUCCCUCACCUGUACUCAGUGUCCUACUACCAGCUCAGUGAAGAACUGGCACGGACCUACCCUGAACUCACCCUUCCCAUCUUCUCAGAGGUGAGUCAGAGAAUCCAGACAGCGCACCCUGGUGGCCGGCAGGUGAUGCUGCAUUACCUCCUACCCUGGAUGAACAACAUAGAGCUGGUGGACUUCAAGCCUUCAGCACGAAGUCAAGAGGAACCUUCGUCAACAGAGGAAGAGGAGGACGCCCAUGAGAGAGAGAUGAUGAUGGUGAACAGCCGUCGCUGGCUGAGAGGAGAGGGCUGGGGUUCACCACAUGCCACUACCAUGAUCCUCAACAACCUCAUGUUCAUGACUGCAAAGUAUGGUGAUGAAUUUGCAUGGUCAGAGAUUGAGAACGUCUGGACCACUUUAGCUGACAGCUGGCCUAAAAAUCUAAAGAUCAUCCUGCACUUCCUCAUCAGCAUGUCUGGAGUCAACAGUGAACCAAGUCUCCUGCCUUAUGUGAAGCGUGUAGUGGUGUAUCUGGGCAGGGAUAAGACAAUGCAGCUGCUGGAGGAGUUAAUGUAUGAGCUGGAGCUAACUGACCCUGUAUCCUCAGCUGUCACUCAUAUGGAUAACCCACCAUACUACCGCAUUACUUCUUCUUACAAGAUCCCUUCUGUUACAUCAGGAACAACGUCCAGUAGUAACACCAUGGUACCUGGACCUGAUGGACACCAUGAGAGCAAAAUCAAAGAUUCCAAUAUGGAGGACAGUUACACUCAUUUGGACAUCUACACUGGUCUGAACAGUAAUCUGAACAGACAGCACCAUCGGCUGGAGUCCCGUUACAGCAGCAGCUCAGGAGGAUCCUAUGAGGAGGAGAAGAGUGACUCUAUGCCUGUCUAUGCUAACUGGCGUCUAAAGGUGAUGGACCAUAACCGGCCAGAGCCCCUCCCAUUUCCUCCUACUGGCGGCUGCUGGUCACCACUAAUCGAUUACCUGCCUGAGACCACCACACCUGGAGUCUCCCUGCACAGGUGUAACAUUGCUGUGAUCUUGCUGACCGACCUCAUUGUAGACCACGGGGUCAAAGUGGAAUGGAGCUCAUACCUUCACCUGCUACUGCAUGCCAUCUUUAUAGGCUUUGACCAUCAGCACCCAGAGGUCUAUGAGCACUGCAAGCGUUUACUGCUCCACCUGCUGGUCGUCCAGGGCACCAACAGCAGUGUCCAGUCACUAGCAUCUGUACUUCUUCGCAACCGUGAACUGAAUGAGCCCAGAGUUCUGACAGUCAAACCCACUCUUCAGGAGUUCAACCUCACAGGUGUUACAGAGCUGAUGCCAGACUACCAGCCGUCUCCAAUGACAGACUCUGGCCUGAGCUCCAGCUCCACAUCCUCUAGUAUCAGUCUGGGCAGCUCAGUGCUGCCUCACCUCCCUCCUACUCUCCUUAAUGAAGUGGACCUGUCUGCAGAGCAGGACGAGAAGGUCAAAAACCUCAUCGAGUUCAUCAGCUCAAGGAAACGUGGUCCGCUGUGGAACCAUGAAGACGUCUCUCCCAAAAACCCCAACAUCAAAAGUGCUGAUCAGCUUAGUGUAUUCCUUCGCCAUGUUGUCAACGUCUUCAAACAGACACCGUCCGGUUACCAGUUGGAGCAGGAACUGAGUGAAGUUGCUCUGCAGACAGCUCUGUCCUGCUCAUCGCGGCAUUACGCUGGUCGCUCUUUCCAGAUCUUCAGAGCACUGAAACAGCCACUCACAGCCUCCACAAUGUCAGACGUGCUUUCUCGUCUGGUAGAGACUGUGGGAGAUCCAGGGGAAGAGGCUCAGGGUUUUGUUAUCGAGUUACUGUUGACACUAGAGGCUGGUAUAGACACUCUUGCUGAAACAAUGAAGAGCUACGACCUGCUCACUGCACUCUCACAGGCCUCCCAUGAUCCUCUGCAGGGCACCAAAUUUGCCAAUAACAGGAAAAGUACCGGUCAGCUGAACCUUGGCAGUGGAAGUUUCUUGCAUGUCCAUUACAGCCACGCUCGCAGCAACUCGCUCCGUGCCAAUCUGAUGGGUGAACGCCUGGGAAACCGUCGCCGCAGCAAUACCCUCGAUGUAGCCGACCGACUGGGUGGCAGCCACGGAAAUCUAGCCCGCACACGGAGCUUAUCAUCAUUACGAGAGGAUGGUGUUCGUGGCGAUGGAGGAGGUGGAACUGGAGGAGGAUCUGGUGAGGUGGUGCCACCAGCCGACCCCACCAACCUGAUGGCAAUGGUCUUCUGGAUUGCAACGUCGCUGCUGGAGUCCGAUUACGAGUUUGAGUACUUGCUGGCACUCAGGCUGCUGAACCGACUACUGGGCCAGAUGCCCCUGGAGAAGCCGGACAGCAGAGAGAAGCUGGAGAGAGUGCAGGCCAAACUGAAGUGGUACAACUUCCCUGGUCUGCUGACACUUUUCCUGAAGGGUUUCACUUCAGCUGCAACACAGGAGCUCACGAUUCACCUCCUCAGUAAACUCAUCACUGUGUCCCGACACACACUCAUAGACCCCUCACAGCUAGCAGGUUUUCCUCUGAAUAUCCUGUGUCUGCUGCCACACCUGGUCCAGCACUUUGACAACCCCACAGGGUUCUGUAAGGAGACUGCUGAUCGGAUCGCCAAAGUGUGUGCUGAAGAAAAGUCAGCCACACUGGCCAACCUGGCACACAUGAUGAGCUUGUACUCAACGCACAGUUACUCGAGAGACAGCACCAACUGGAUCAACGUGGUGUGCCGCUACUUGCACGACUCCUUCUCUGAAAUCACCUUUAACCUGGUCACAUACCUAGCUGAGCUAUUGGAGAAGGGCCUGAACAGCUUGCAGCAGUCUUUGCUACAGAUCAUCUACAGUCUACUGAGUCACAUUGAUCUGUCUGCUGCUCCUGUCAAACUGUUCAAUUUGGAAAUCAUGAAGAUCAUUGGCAAAUAUGUACAGAGCCCGUACUGGAAGGAGGCCCAGAACAUUCUGAAGUUAGUGGUGUCCCGCUCUGCGAGUCUGGUGGUUCCUGAUGAGGUGCAGCGCUCCUACAGCAUGGAGUCCACCGGCUCCCCGGAGAUCGCUUUUACUCGCAUAUUCAACAACUCAUCUAAAGAACUGCCAGGAAAAACGCUGGACUUCCACUUUGACAUCUCGGAGACGCCUAUUAUAGGUCACAAGUAUGGAGACCAGCGAAGUGCAGUGGGGCGUAAUGGAAAACCGCAGGUAAUUGCCGUGACAAGAAGCACCUCCUCUACUUCCUCUGGCUCCAAUUCAAAUGGGCUGGUGCCAGUCAGCUGGAAGAGGCCACAGCUCUCACAGAGAAGAACACGGGAGAAACUGAUGAACGUCCUGUCUCUGUGCGGUCCAGAGUCUGGCAUGCCUAAAAACCCCUCUGUGGUGUUCUCUUCAAAUGAGGAUUUAGAUGCAGGUGACCAACAGACCAGUCUGAUCCCAACUGUAGAGGAAGUGACACGGGAGGAGGAAGUGCAAGCAGAAGAUGCAGGAAGUGAACAGCAGUUUGGUGUCUUUAAGGACUUUGACUUCCUGGAUGUUGAGUUGGAGGAUGGAGAGGAGCUUCAGGAUGCCAGUGUAACUGCAGCAGAUGAAUUGAGCAGCAGUGUCAGUGAGGAUACGGGGUUUGGCAGUGCUACUCCUUUACCCUCAGACCCCCCUGAGCUCUGUGACUUACCUGACUCCCAGGACCCCACCGACGACCUGGACCCAGCGCCCCCUCCGCCACCAGCUGUGGACAGCCCGCCUGGAUCCCUCUUUGAUGAUGAGCCGGUGCUGCAACCCCCUGUCAUAGACUCCACCUUGGACUCCAUGUGUGAGGAGGAGACUGUUCUGCCCCUUGCUCUGGACUCGGCCCCCGAUUCAGUAUGUGAGGAGGACGUGACACUGGCUCUGAAAGAGCUAGAUGAUAGGUGCGAGGAAGAAGAGGCGGAUUUUUUCGGCAUGUCCAGUCAAGAUGAGGGCGAUGCAGACGGCUUUCCUGAACUGCAGGCCUCUCCACCUCCGUCGCCCUUUCUUUCGGCUAUUUUGGCAGCAUUCCAACCCGUAGCCUAUGAUGAUGAGGAGGACGCCUGGCGUUGCCAUGUCAACCAGAUGUUGUCGGACUCGGAUGGGUCUUGUGCUGUUUACACCUUCCAUGUGUUCUCACGACUCUUCCAGCACAUUCAGAGGAAAUUUGACUCGAUUACCCAUGCCUCAGUAAGUUUCCUUAGCGAGGGGCUCCAACGAAUGGGAAACCAGUUCCUGAGCUCUCUAGAGGUCAUGACCUCCUGCUCCCAGUGCCCUACAGUCCUACUUGAUGCUGAAACUUUGGUUUCCUGUGGGCUCUUGGAGACUCUGAAGUUCAGUGUGUUGGAGUUACAAGAGCAUCUGGACACUUACAACAGCAAGAGAGAAGCAGCCGAACAGUGGUUGGAUAACUGCAGAAAGACCUUCGGUGAUAAAGACAGUAACCAGCGACCAAACACUCAAGCUCAGCAAAUGGAAAUGCUAGCAGAGCUGGAGUUGUGUCGACGGCUGUAUAAGCUACAUUUCCAGCUCCUGCUGCUCUUUCAGGCCUACUCCAAACUCAUCAGCAGAGUGGACACUAUCAAGAGAGAGGCAGAGGUGACUAACAUGUCAGAGGAGCUGGCCAUAUUAGAGAGCUGUCUGAAGGAGGCAGAGUCAGUAGGUGAUGGACAGGAGGGAGUGGGCGAGUUUGAAGUGGACCAGUCAAGCACAGAGACAGCCAUCCACUCACUCAUCGAGAGCCUUAGAGCACGGGACUUCAGCACAGCCAUCGCUCAAGUUAAAGCCUUCAGGUGCCUGUGGCCUAAUGACAUAUUUGGCAGCGAGAGGGAUGAUGCGGUGCAGACGCUGCUGCACAUUUACUUUAGGCACCAGACUCUCGGUCAGACGGGUUGUUUGGCCGUGGUGGGCCCCAGCAGGGAUCUUUCUCAGGCCAGCGCGCGCCUCAUGGAGCUCAACCUUCAGAUCCGCGAAGCUCUCUGCCAGGCUGCCACGCACCCGCACACCCACCAGACGCGCAUCCUGUCUCCGACCCCCACGGCCCACUUCCAGACGCAAAUAGACACGCAAAACACAGUCCUCAGCACUGGACUGUGAGAGCUUCACGAACUCCACUCUCUUCCUCCGGGGCGGCAGGUUUGGAGAUUUUUCACGUAGACUUCACCUCAAAGGGCUAAAGAAUAUGUGGAUAUUAGUUACUCGAAACUAUUAUGCACGUACCACGUUUUUCCUUCCCCCUUUCUCCAGUAGUUUAACUUCUCCAGGUGUCAGAAAAAGUACGAAGAACAGGACUGGUCAAGAACCAUUAGGAGGGACACUGGGCGAUAAUGAUGCUAAAUUUGAAGCUUUUUGGCGGAAUGACCUAUGACCUCUAGGCGGUGUCCUUUUAGAGUGAUCCGCAUCCGUCUGCCCCACUAUGCACUGGGGCAGAGAUGGGAUUUGGAGCAUUAUUGUGAGAAUCAGAGUAUCGCGGUGGAUCAGCGAGACUGUCGCAUCGUCGAUUGCAAAAAGCAUGCUUGAAAGAGAAGCCUGCAACAAAUAUUUUUUUGAGAAAUGUAUUUUUUAACCGUCUUAGGUUGUAAAUGUUAGGAUAUUUAACAUGUAAUUGUAAGCUGGGGGGCUGUACCCUCCGUAUAAAGAGAGGUUUAUCUGUUUAACUUUAUUGACCUGCAUCAGAGAACUUUCAGCUUUCACUGGGCCGCUCUUACAAAACCCUUAAUCUAUAACCAAAUAAGUAGCUGUCUGUAGGAAACCAUAGACUCUUGUGUGUGUGCGUGAGGACGAGUGCGAGCGUUUGCGUGCUAGUGCGUUUGACAUGGACUGAUAUUUGCACACUCGUUCUCUCUCUUACAUGCACGUUAACAAACCGAGAUGCACAGGUGAAGUGCGAACUGGCUGCAACUCAUGGAAAUAUCAAUAACUUAUUUUACUCUGUAUAUAUUUUAGAAAAUGUAUAGUGUAAAAGCAGUAUUUUUCCUUGUACAUUUGUGUAAUGCACUGUUCUAUCAGAGAGAGCUCAGCAGAGGGUAACGACUAAUGCAAAAAAAAUAGCAAGUUGAAUAGCUGUUGGGAUGUAAGUAAGUCACGGGCUGCCCUCUCCUUUAUGAUAAUACGCCACCUUAAUCUUCAAUAUUUCCCGAUGAACCAGCUCGGCUUCUCGGCCGAGUUUUGCCAUAUGCAUUCCUUAAUACCCACUGUGAUCUCCAUGUUGGCUCAAAGUCCCCCAAUGAGGCCCCGCUGGAGCCCCUGUUGAGGGGAAACUGGGGCUAGUGUUUGUCCAUGUUGGCUCUGUCUUAACCUUAGACUCAGGGCUGCACUGAGGGUUUGUGGGCUCUGCGACGUAAGGCUCUGCGCUUCUCUUGCCGAACUCCAAGAGACAAAGUGGUGUCCUGAAAGCGUUAACCGCAAACAUAGGGAGGGAGGGAGGCGUUUAAUCUGUCAUGGCACAUGGAGAAAUAAAACGUUCACUGUAUUCAUUCCUCUGGGAGAUCUCUUCUGUUGCUUGUUUGGUACAUUUUGAAUGCUGUUCUUAAUUAUUUAAUGGAUAUAUUAUUUACCUGGAAAAAUAUAGUUUUUAACUAGAGGUGCAUUAUCCCAUUUUUUCCCCCUUUUCUUUCUCCCCCUUUCGCAUUUCUCUCCGGUUUGUCUUUGUCAUCUGAUUUAUCUGCUUUUCCCUGUACUGUUAAAUAAAAACUGAUUAUAAGCAA
Messenger RNA from Sinocyclocheilus rhinocerous, 11254 nucleotides. RefSeq names its product protein furry homolog-like. Gene Ontology annotation, cellular component: cell cortex; site of polarized growth. Gene Ontology annotation, biological process: cell morphogenesis; neuron projection development. The transcript has 60 exons. The coding region runs from base 462 to 9644 and encodes 3060 amino acids. Lineage: Eukaryota; Metazoa; Chordata; Actinopteri; Cypriniformes; Cyprinidae. The record is from RefSeq and is a predicted model, not a curated record.